Messenger RNA from Zootoca vivipara (common lizard), 10738 nucleotides. RefSeq names its product N-acetylglucosamine-6-sulfatase. Gene Ontology annotation, molecular function: glycosaminoglycan binding; N-acetylglucosamine-6-sulfatase activity. Lineage: Eukaryota; Metazoa; Chordata; Lepidosauria; Squamata; Lacertidae. The record is from RefSeq and is a predicted model, not a curated record. Gene Ontology annotation, biological process: glycosaminoglycan metabolic process.
GGGGUCCGCCUCUCCAGAUUACUCAGAAUCACAGUACUGUACAGUACAGUAAGGGCAUAUAUAGGAUACGAAAUGCACGUGUUCCUCCGGGCUACUUAACGUAGGACUGAGCUCAGCCUCGCAGCCUUUCCUGAAUGCCUCGGUUCAGCAAAAAGCACGUCCGUGCGUGUGCAGAGUGCGUUUCCUCUGCACAAAGUACUGUAUACGGCAAGAUUGCUUCAGUGGAUCAGUAUGCCUGGCUGUUAACCAGUAGGUUGCCGGUUCGAGCCCACCCAAGGACAGUUGAGGGCAGGAUUCCUGCAUUGCAGGGGUUGGACUAGAUGACCCUCGGGUACCUUCCAACUCCCAUGUUUCUCUGAGACCUCAAAGUACACCUGAGCCACAAGCCGAUAUACAUUAAAGGAAUGUAUAUCCUCAAUAGUAUAAAGGCUUUAUAGUCCAAAGGUAGGUAGGUGGGGUUGUUUUUUUUACUGUUCUGCUGUGAAGGGAUCAAUAACUUUGCCAAAGUCUAAGCCAGCCAGCAAGGGGCCACAGGGCUAUUUGACUGCAAACCCAUGUAUAGAACAGGCCCCAUUUAUUUCAGGGGGGCUUUGCUGCAUCCGAGUGUACAUUGGACUGUGCCAUCCCUAUGCAUGCUUUACUUCGAAGUAAGUUCCUCUGAGUUGAGUUUAUGCCCAAGUGACAGCACAGGAUUUCCCCACGGCCUUCCUUCUUGUUGGUCUGUAAGGACCAAAGGGUCCUGAUCCAAGGGUCCUGUUUGCUGAGAGGGACAUACAUGCGCAGCAGCCCUUCCAGCUUCUUUCCUUGUGAUAGCAACCCUCGGUGGUACUUCCUGGUGGAGAAGCAGGGAAUUGAGGGGCUUGGGAUCCAAACAGGGGCUAGCCCUUUGCUACCUGAAGGAAAGAGCAAGGUUGUACCCCUCCUGUGGCUCCACAUAUGGGCAUCAAGAGGACUGGCAACUGACUGCACCUUUGGGGGUGAAGUCAGACCGUUGGAGACAUCCUGUUUCCGGCGGUGGGAAAUGACUGACUCCCAUAUGAUCGGACUUCAGCCGUGGCAGUAAUUCAGGGCUGAUAUGGCGGUAAUUAGCCCUGGCAGACUCCCCAGGAUGGGGGAGGACUGUCUCAAACUCAAAGAACUGCAGAUUGUCCAAGAUUGCCAGCUUGCAUUGUGCAAGAGGCAGAACACUGGGUCACAGAGCACGACACGGCCGGCACUCUCUGAUGUCUGUUUAGAUAAAAUAAUUAGAUUUGGACAAUAAACAGACAUAGUCUGGACCGAAGAAGACUGAGAAAAAACCUGCAGAAUUGUACAGUCCCUGGCGUUUAAGCUCGGAUUUCAUAGAGACUUCAAAGAGAUUCUCAGUCACUGAGUUUGGAUUACGGAGGAUGACCCCCAUGAAGAAGACAACAUCCCUGAUCGGUCAGUUAGGCGCCACUUUUGCCAACGCAUUUGCAGUCACUCCUCUGUGCUGUCCGAGCCGCAGCAGCAUCCUGACCGGCAGAUACCCUCACAACCACCUGGUGAGGAACAAUUCCUUGGAGGGCAAUUGCAGCAGCCCAGCCUGGCAGAAGUUUCAGGAGCCAUUCACCUUCCCGGUUUACCUACAGAGGCAAGGCUACCAGACCUUCUACUCUGGCAAAUAUCUCAACCAGUAUGGGGACCCCAAAGCAGGAGGCAUUCAAUAUAUGCCACCGGGCUGGAGCUACUGGUUAGGUCUGGUGGGGAAUUCCAAGUACUAUAACUACACUCUUUCAGUCAAUGGACAUGAGGAGAAGCACGGGGAGCACUAUGAAGAAGACUAUCUCACGGACAUCAUUACCAACCGGAGCCUCCAAUUCCUGGAGAAGCUUUCCCACCCUCCUUUUCUCAUGGUUCUGGCGCCACCUGCUCCACACUCCCCCUGGACGGCAGCUCCCCACUACAAGUCGGCAUACAGCAGCAUCAAAGCGCCACGCAAUGGAAGCUUCAACGUCCACGGAAAGGACAAGCACUGGUUGAUAAGGCAAGCAAAGACUCCCAUGUCAAACACAUCCAUUGAGUUCCUGGACAACGUCUACAGGGAACGGUGGCAGACUCUGUUGUCUGUGGAUGACAUGGUAGAGAAGGUUUUGGAUAAAUUGAAGUCCCUUCGCCUGUUGGACAGCACAUACGUGUUCUAUACUUCAGAUCAUGGUUACCACACAGGUCAGUUUUCACUGCCCAUUGACAAGAGGCAGCUGUAUGAGUUCGACAUCCGGGUGCCGCUGCUGGUGCGAGGUCCAGGCAUCAAGCCAAAUCAGAUUCACCUGGAACCUGUCCUCAAUAUUGAUCUGGGACCCACCUUCCUGGAUAUCGCAGGUAUCGAUGUAUCUCAGACCUCCAUGGACGGACAAUCUUUCUUGCCCCUGUUGGUGAACGAGACGCACAAGAGCAGGUGGCGGUCGGAUUUCCUGGUGGAAUACACUGGUGAAGGCCACACUCACCAAGACCCCCACUGCCCUGCCUUGGGACCAGGGGUGUCACAAUGCUUCCCUGACUGUGUGUGCGAGGAUGCCUUCAACAACACGUAUGCCUGUGUGCGCACAUUGAGCCCCAUCAACCUGCAGUACUGUGAGUUUGCAGAUGCCCAGAAUUUUGUAGAAGUCUAUAACCUGACUUCAGACCCACACCAGCUCUUCAACAUGGUGAAAACUGUGGACCCUUCACUACUGGAGCAGAUGAAUCAGAGGCUGAUCAAGCUGCAGGCCUGCUCUGGUGUCACCUGCCGCUCCUGAGGGAGCCGCUCUUGCUGUUGGACUCUGCCGAGGGGAACACGGAGCCCAUUCUGGGUCUCUCCUUUCUCUCUCUCCCUCUCUCUCUCUCUCCAUUUACUGGCCUCCCCUCUUUUCUCUGCUCUUCAGCCAAACUUGAUGCUGAUUUUUUCCGUUUUGGAUCCUAUUCUGGAGGGUGGUGGUUGGCAGAAGAGAGGGCAAGAGGGAUUGGGGGGGGGGUGAAAGUGCCUGUGCCAGAUUUCCCCAUCGAAAUGCUCUGGUAUCCCAUUCUGCCUCUUGCUGCUCACCUACACCUUGCCUUUGCCACCAGACUUGGCAACUGGCAGGUCGGAUUUCACCACCCAGGCGGGGGGGAAACAGGGCUGAUACCUAUGCUGUCGGUUGCUGACCAGCAUCCAGGGCAGUCUCGAGCAGGUCGCGCGCCCUGGCGCUGAGGGGCGGAGAUCGCUCUGGCGCCCCUGCAGGGCGCAGCAUGGUUUCCGCACGGCUUUGCCGCGCAGUGCGCGGCCUACUGGCCUGGCGCCCUGGUGCACCGCACCACCGAGGGGUCUACCUAGAGCCCGCCCUACCAGCAUCCCCACUCUCAGGGGUUCCCCAUGGCCAGCUGGUGAAAGAUUGCGUCCCCUCCUCUCCCCCCCGGUCUUCGGGGUGUGUGUGUAUGGGAUCCCCUCUUUAAUCACGAAUCAGUAUUGCAGAUUCUGCCCUGCAGUGCCUUCUUUUUACCUGGAGGUGCUGCCUGUCCUUUUGUGACUGUCAUGUGCCUUGCAACUCCUCCGCUUUGAGAAGUUCUGAUUCUGAUCAACUCCUGCAGCAGCUCGGGCAGUUGCUGUGUUGUCUUGCCUGUGCCUCUCCGCCUUAAGUGCUGUGAAAAGAAAUAGAAUAGAAUAAAGGACUUGUUUGUUAGAAAAACUGAUCUCACCCUUUGCAUGGACUGUGAUGGCUUUUGCUCUAUAUGUGGAGAGGCAGGAGCCAGACCUCGAGAGCCACACAAAGACCUACAGUGAAUGUCAUUUCCUGCGGUUGUGCUGGUUUAAAAAAUCCACGGUGUCAGCUGCAAGUACUGACUGACUUCUGAGAAGAGAGUCAGAUACCCAACAGUGUUUGGGGAACCUGUAACAUUCAUUCUUGGCUGGAACCCCACCCCCUUCCGUAAGGGGAGGUAUCCGUGCCAUUGUUGCAUCAUCAGCUUUUGCACCAAUCCCAAACCACAUCUCAGCCCUAUUUGCAUGUUUCAAAACCAACAUACCUGACACUAGGGGAAGGAGGCAGAAUUUGGGGCAGGAGGGAUGUGCUUUCCAAGGGUUGGGGCAAAGGAGAAUUUUGCUCACUCUUUAAGGACUUCAUUAUCUCCCAAUCAGUGUCCUAUUUCUUUUUUUUUUUAAUAUAAUUUUUAUUAGAUUUUAACAAGAAAUACAAGAAAAAAAGAAAAAGGCACAAAAAAGAAAAAAACGACAAAAAAAACAAAAAAAACAAAAAACAAAAACAGAUUCAGACUUCCUCAUUUCCCCUUCUUGAGUUCUUAUUGUUAAAAAUAGUUCUCGCAUUUUCCCAUUCUAACUUCACAUUCUUUUUUCUAAAUUUCAGCUUUUUCAUCUUUUUCAUUGCUAUUAUCCAUUCUCCUUGUACUUUAACCUCUUUUCUCUUAACAUCCUCUCUCCAAAAUUAUUAUUAUCUAAUCCCUAGUCUCUUUCCCUUACCCAAAAAUAUAUAAGAUUCACAUCCUAAUUUAUUACCCAUUUACUUCCACCCACACAACAAAGUUCCCACCCCCCCUUCCCUGGAAUCGAAGUCUCCAGAUGAAUCAGCUAGGUUCUUCAUACAAUCCUUAAUACAUUCCGAGAUCAGACCCUAUUAUUUCAGACAAUACCAAAUAAUCCAAGACCUCUCAACCCACCCCUAGUCUGUCCCAUACCAACUUUUGCCGAACUCUUGUCCCCCUCUUCUGUAAUCCCAUCACUUUGUAUCUUUGCACCUUUUCAUCCUCUUUCUGCCCCCCAACUGUUUGUGUCCUCCCCUCUCUCACCGGGGCGCUGAUUUUCCCAACCUCUUUUUUGGGGUGCUUUUUUGCUUUUACCCUCUCCUGUUUCACUUCUCUCACCAGUGAAACAGUGUUUUCUCCUACUUUCCCUCCCUGUUCCACCCCUCCCACCAGUAGAACAGUGUUCUUUUCAGGAAAUAAGUCCAUUGGUUCAUAUUGUCCUUCAGUAUUAUCUUUCUCCUCUUCUAUGUUUUUUACAUACGUCACUCCAGCACAGUCCUGGUCUUCCAAUCUUUUUUCUUCUCCCUUCUCCUGAUCUUCUAUAUCUGUUGGAUCCUUUGUUUUACAGUCAGAAACAAAUGUCUCGACAGUCUCUUCUCUCAGAAAGUUUACAUCAAGCUUGGAGAUGCUCACUUGCUUAGUAAGAUCCAAAAUUGUUGCCAAUAUUAAGUCCCACUGUGUGACUUCCUGUCCACUCUCUGGAACCCUCUCUCCUAUUCCUUUGUCUAAAACCUCCUCCAUCUUUGUACAGACCGGCCGUGGAGUUGAAAUUUUAGUCCAAUAUAUAUGAAAAGUGAACAAAUAGGCAAAAAGCCAAGAAUCCAGUCCCACUUGGUCAGAAUCUCUCUCUUUACUCCUUCUUUUCCUCAGAGUCAAUACUGAGCAGCCUCAAGGCAAAACAAGUCCUCUUCCACUGUUUACAGCUCUCAGUCUCUCACAUUCAGCCAGACACAUUCCUUUGUAUUGUGACGUUAAUCAGCAAACUGACUGAUCUUUCCUUUGACCCGACUCCAGGCUCGCAGGGGGCUUUUCUCAUGCUGGAUCUCAGUCUUUUGCAGAGAUAAAUACACCGCUUACUUUUUCCUUUACUCUGCCUCAGGAAAAAGCUCUUUUUACAGCAUUUCUGGGUUUUCUAGCUUGCUGCGAUCUUUAGUUACUCAAUCGGGGGGAGAUGACUUCCCUUUUUAAUCUCCGCCUCCCACUGCCAAAUUCUUGUUUCAAAUUGAUUGGUUUCAACUUACUUCGUCCAGAUCGUAACUUUUUCAGGAAGAAUCCACCGCCUGCAGGUUGGAGGCUCGGAGCUUCGCUUCUUGGAGGUAACGAUGGUAUGCCUAAAAUGGCUCCCGCGACUGCCACUCGGCUACCUCUCAGGGGCUCUUGCGGGCUUCCUGGGCAGCUGAGGAGUUCGCUUCUGGAGCUCCGCCAGGCAAAAUUGGCCCCCUGGACGCUCAACCAGGGGUAUUUACGGGGAUCCGCGUGCCCCCGCGGAUUUCCCCCCCCUCCGCGAUGCCAGAAACCUCGCAGCGCGAGGUUUCUGCACCUCCAUUUUCCAGCGCGGCAGACCGGAAGUCCCAGUGUCCUAUUUCUAAUCCUAGAAGCCCAUGGCUUUCCCGCCGUUGGCAGCCUCUGGCAAAGGUGUGCAUUUGCAAACCAGAUCCUGAGACCUUGGGGUGCAAAUGAAAGGUUUUUAUUGGGCCCCAAUGCAUGUCUACGGACUGGGCUUAGCCAGCUGGACACAUGUACCAAAGCAGGGUCAGAAAGCUACUCUCUGGGGCCUCCCAUUAGCCCCUUGCCCUCUUCCUCCACAAGCAAGUUUUAGGGUUGGGGGGAAAGCCUUUUCUUGGAGCCAAGAGAACUUUUUCCAAGCCAAAUUGCGGUGCAGGGGGGGGCAUUUACCUCUAUGCUAAAGUUUCAUGGAGAGCUAUACCUGAAACCCAAAGCUUGAAAAUCAUUCUUUCUUGUAGCAGGGGAGGGGGACCGGGUUCUGCCUGAGAAUGGCAUUUCCUUCUGGACCAUCUUCCAGGGGCCACAUGUCUGCAGUGGUGGGCAGGGCCUGAGACAAAAAGAGGCCGGAGCAAGGAAUAGAAAUGUUACACCUUUGUACUAGUCUAGGCUCUCUGCGCAGUCACACAUGCCUGCACACAUGCCUCUCUAACACCCCCCCCCCACACACACACACCUCAGCAGAAGGAAAGAUCACAGUCGAAGGACACGUUCCAGGCAGGCAGAAACACUCCAGGAGAACAGGAAGCAGCGCUUGGGAGAAGCGUGUUCUAGAAUGAGCCCUGAGGGUCAGAUUAGAGAGGUCUAGAAAGUGACAUUUGGUCCCUGAGCCUGAGUCUCCCCAUUUCUGAUUUCUGGUGUGCCAUCAAUGUACAGAGCGGGAAGCCAAAAAUGUGCCUGAAAGAACUGAAAUCAUCAUGGAUGAAAUUUAUGAGUUGCCUUUUUUUUUUUAACCAAAAGUAUUGCAAAGCAAUUUACAACAAUGAUUAAAUGGCAUUUACAUUAAAACUAUAAAACAAAACAGAAAAAAAUAUCUCGAAUGUAUUUUUAAAAGGCAGAAUUAAAGCAUCCCAUCCACUAAAAGAGGCCAUAGAUCAUUAAAAGCCAAAGUCCUGGCAGAAGAGAAAUGUUUUUGCCUAGAAGUAUAAUUAUGGGUUGAUUGAUAGAAUUUAUGUCCCUCUUUUCUACAAACAUGUACUCGCAUGUUAUAUUUAAAAGCAGUGAUACAAAUUGCUAUAGGGGCAUAUCAUGUUUCUUCAUUCACUCACGUUUUCAUCAAGUUGUUGCCCUAUGUUUUCCCCAUUCUGCUUCCAUUUCUCCUGCUUGCUUGGAAAGGCUAGAAGAGCAAGGCAGUUUCUCUCAGCUGAGCUGUGAGUGACCUCAGCGCUGCUGCUCCUCUUGUCGCAGCUGUGACAUGGGACGGAUCAGGAUGGUCAAUCUAUAGCCACUUGGCAUACCAUCACAAAUACUUUUCUGGUUGGUGCCAUUAUAACACACACACACUUUUUUUAAUCGACGCUUUAAUUAGCACAAAAAAAUGGUUACUGAAAAUGUUAAAAUUGUGCAAUUGCACUAAAAUAAAAGAGAAUUGUAAUCCUAUUUUUAAAUACAUGUAUUUUAAACUUGUUGCACACCUCUGCCCUUAUAUUUAUCAUUCUAGUGAUGUGUUUGUUUCACAUUUACUCGUAACAUGCUAGUUACAGGUAGGUAGCUGUGUUGGUCUGAGUCGAAGCAAAAUAAAAAAAAUUCCUUCAGUAGCACCUUAAAGACCAACUAAGUUUUUAUUUUGGUAUGAGCUUUUGUGUGCAUGCGAAAUCUGACGAAGUGUGCAUGCACAGGAAAGCUCAUACCAAAAUAAAAACUUAGUUGGUCUUAACAUGCUAAUUAACUUUUAAAAAAUUGUACAAGUCCUGAAGAGUAAUUGGGAAAUAACAUUUAAAUAAGCAUAAAUUGGAACAGAAGGAUGAUUCAAAUAUUAUUUUUAAAGGUUGCUUCAGAGUAUCCUUACUUCAAUCCUCAACAUCUCAGGUAAGGCUGGGAAGAUCCCCAUCUUGGAGUGGACCUUGGUGCUCUUUGGUAGUGGGGCGCCCUGAGCAAGGCCACAAUUUGGUGCCCCCAUGGAUCUUCUCAGUGAUGGAUCUUCUCAACUGUGCGCCCCCUUGGCUUGGCACCCUGUAUGGGGGAACCUCCCACACCGCCCAUAAUCUAUUGGUGUUGCCAAUACCAACGGUCAGUUUAGGGCUCAUCCCCACUCUUUUUGUCCUGCAAUCUCUUCCAUUCAAGAGGCUAUUCCAUUGUCCCGUCAGGUUCCUGGGAAACCCACUGUUUACCGCUGAAUCGGAACAAUUGUCAAUUUGCAGAAAACCUCACUGAUGUUUGCUCUGAUACAGCAGUAGACUGGGACCAUGACGGUCAUCUAGUCCAUCCCCCUGCAAUGCAAGAAUCCCAGCUAAAGCAUCAAUGACGCAUGACCAUCCAACCUCUGUUUAAAAACCUCCAAGCAAGGAGAGUCCACCACCUCUUGCGGCAGUCUGUUCCACCGCCAAACAGCUCUUACUGUCAGUAAGCUUUUCUGAAUGUUGAGUCGGAAUCUUUCUUGCAACUUGAAGCCAUUGGUUCGAGUCCUACCCUCAAGAGCAGGAGAAAACAAGCAUGCUCCCUCCUCCAUAUGACUGCCCUUGAGAUAUUUGAAGUUGGCUCUCAUAUCUCCUCUUAAGUAUCCUUUUUUCCAGGCUAAACAUACCCAGCUCCUUCAACCGUUCCUCAUAAGGCUUGGUUUCCAGACCCUUGAUUAUCUUGGUCACCCUCCUCUGCACACAUCCUUCUUAAAUUGUGAUGCCCAGAAUUGGACCAAAUAUUCCAGGUGUGGUCUGACCAAGAAUAGAGUGGGACUAGGACUUCUCUUGAUUGGGACACUAGACUUCUGUUGAUGUAGCCUAGAAUAGCAUUAGCUUUUUUGCUGCUGCAUUACACUGUUGAGGCAUGCUAAGCUUGUGGUCCACCAAGACCCCUAGAUCCUUUUCACAGGUACUGCUAAUAAGCCAGGUGUCCCCCUGCCCACGUGCAGAACCAUACAUUUGUCCCUAUUGAAAUUCAUUUUGUUAGCUUGCACCCAGUUCUCCAAUCUGUUAAAGUAAUUUUGGAUUCUGUCUUCUGAGGCAUUAGCUACCCCUCCCUUCUUUUUUAAGCUCCCCCCCUUUGUUGUUGCCAUUUCUGUGUAUAUCUAUCCUUUGGAAGGUGUAUGCAAAUAUGAGGCACAGUGGCAUUUUGUGCCUGCUUGGCAAGGCCAGGCCCCCAUUUGCAUGGCACCUGGCUGGGCUGAGUGGAGCUCCGCUUCUUCCAUAAUGGUAAAAUUGCUGUUUGCUUUCUGCCCAGGUAUUUUAGGGUUGGUGGGUGAGGAAUCCAGAGCUCGGGAGAGCUUUCUGCUGGGAAUCUGGGUCAGCUAAAAGUGAGUCCAACUGUGUGGCUUGUGGGGACUUAUUUUUUAAAACUGAUAGAGAAAUGUGGUAAACAGAAGAUUUGAAAAAUGAGAAAAUGAAAUUGACAUUCCUAGGUGCUACCAAAGCCUAAUAAAAAUUGUGGUAGCCAUUUUUACGCUUCUUGUUUCAGAGAAGCUGUAUUCUUUGGGAAUAAAAUGUACUGUGCAGUUGGUGGUUCUCCUCUGCCCCUUGGCUGUCAGGGGACUGGAACUGUGAUUGAUUUCAGAUCACUCACCUCAGAUCACUGAGAACUAGCAGCUGCCACUAUAAUGGGUGGAGAGUAUGUGGAAGAUGAAGGACGGGCACAUUGCAAGGUCUGCCCAGGCUGGGCAGGAAUAUACUGUAAGGCACCGUCCUCUUAGCAUGUGAACUCUUUGUAGAGAUACAUUACAGACUCUGGGAUUCCUAUGACUGGGUCAGGCCAAUCCACAGUUGCUUCUGUAUUGCUUUUUGCUGCAGGAUUGUUAUCCUUUGUUCUGUCACAUUUUACAGAGCAUCUGCACAAUGUUGUCAUCGCAUCAUUGCAUUCCUGUGUUGUCUGUGUUGUCCUCCUGGGCUUUUUGAGACCUGGUUAUUUGUGUUCUCUGUGUACUUAAAAAUGCAACUGUGACAUAAGUGUGUUCUGGAACUAUUUUGGGAGGGGGGUGUUAAAUUCCUGGUUUCUUUCCAGUAUUUCUUUUCUCUUUUUCCCAUUAAAGCAAAACUGUACUAUUUUAGAAUGUGGUAUAGAAGGGACAAUUAAACACCAAGUGCUUCCAGAGUUUAUGAUGGAAUUGGUGCUGCUUGUGCAUGAAUGUUUUUCUUCUUUUUUGUAAUUUUUUAAUAUUAAUUUUCAAUUAUUAAAAUCCAAUAACAGCCAAAUUUUAUCAAUGUCUUGUGCAAGCAUGUUUUUCACAGUGUUUGCAUACCAACAAUGUCAUCAAAAUUCCAGCCUGUACAUUUAAUCUGCUUUUCUCUUUUAUGUGAAUGCUUCAUUAAAAAAAAGAGUGAACAAAGCAUGGUAUUUUCAUACUAAAUGCAAAGUGUGGAAGCACGAUCCUGGAGACCAAAUCUGGGAGCUUUUGCAUGCAAGGCAGUUGCUCAGCCAGGUUGGUGGUUUCUGGAGAAUGAGAAAAGAAAAAUGUGUCCCUUUUCUUUCCUACUUAUUAGAAUAGGGAGGGGAGUUACUUGCCCUCAAGGCCUGCCUACAUCCCCCUAAGCAGCAGCACCUCCUCCAAAAUACAUACGUUAGUCUCUAUUGGGCC